UAUUCUGUUAAUUGUAUGAAUCAAGUGCAAAGUAUGAAGUGUCAGAGAAUUAUUGUUUUUAUAUAUGUUUCUGUAUUAUCUGUUAUACUAAUUGUAAAAUCAGAGCUUUUUACUGCUGUUGUGGAUUUGGAAAAGUUGCUUUAUACAGAAGGUGAAAUUGUUAAGACAUUAGAGAAAUAUAUAGAAAGAGAAGAACAGCGCUUGGAGAAAGUUAGAUGGUUAAGCAGAGAAUAUGAAAAGUUGCAUAAUACAGCUAGUAAAGAUGUAGAAACUUUUCUUUCAAAUCCUGUGAAUGCUUAUCUUCUUGUAAAGCGCUUAACAGUUGACUGGAAAAAUGCUGAAUAUUUGAUUGAUGGUGCAGAUAGUAAAGCCAUUAUAGAAAAUAUCACUCAACAGUCACAGUUGCAGUUCCCUGAUGAUGAAGAUUUAAGUGGAGCUGCCUCUGCACUUAUGCGUUUGCAAGAUACGUAUUUAUUAGAUACAGCAACACUUGCUCGAGGUCAAAUUGAAGGGACAGUGACUUCUUCAGAGUUGUCAGCUGGGGAUUGUUUUGAAUUGGGACGUCAAGCAUAUAAUAAUCGGGAUUAUUAUCAUACAUUACUUUGGAUGCAAGAAUCUCUAGAUCGCCUUGAGAAAGAAGAUGUUAAAACUUCUAGUAAAUCAGAUGUCUUAGAAUAUAUGGCAUAUUCUUCGUAUGUAUUAGGAAACAUUAGACAUGCUUUGAAAUUAACUCAGGAUUUGAUUGCAAUAGAUCCAGAUCAUCCUCGAGCUCAGGGAAAUCUUGCAUAUUAUCAACAAGCUAUUUUAAAAGAAGAUACCCAUAAAAGAGGAGAUGAUGGUUUUGAAGUUCAAGAUGAUGAGGACAGUUCAGACUAUGAUCCUAGAGGUUUGGAGAGAGAUACAUAUGAAAUGUUAUGCAGAGGAGAAAGUGUGAAAGUAAGAAAAGGAAAAGUUGCCUUUGAAUUUAAGAUACUGAAUUUACCUAGUGCUGAAGAAGAAAGCAAACUUCAUUGUAGAUAUAUCACAAAUAAUAGCGCUUACUUGUUAUUGCAACCAGUGAAAGAAGAAGAAUUGCAUUUGAAACCACGUCUUAUUGUAUAUCAUGAUAUCUUAUCUGAUCAUGAAAUUGAAGUCAUUAAAUAUUUAGCUCAGCCUAGGCUUGCUAGAGCUACUGUUCAGAAUUCUAAAUCAGGUGCUCUGGAAAUUGCCAGUUACAGGAUUAGUAAAAGUGCAUGGUUAAAAGAUGGAGAUCAUGAAGUUAUAGCUCGUUUGAGUCGAAGAAUAAGGGAUAUUACAGGUUUAGAAACCGACACAGCUGAGGAACUGCAGGUUGUAAAUUAUGGGAUUGGUGGUCAUUAUGAACCUCAUUAUGAUUUUGCAAGAAAGGAAGAAAAGAACGCAUUUAAAAGUUUAGGCACUGGAAACAGAAUUGCUACAUGGAUAAAUUAUAUGAGUGAUGUAGAUGCUGGUGGUGCUACUGUAUUUCCUGGUAUUGGUGUACAGGUGAAACCCAAAAAGGGAACAGCAGCCUUUUGGUACAAUUUAUUUAGAAAUGGUGAAGGUGACUUGAAUACCCGGCAUGCGGCUUGUCCUGUUUUAGCAGGCUCUAAAUGGGUUUCAAACAAAUGGCUUCAUGAAAGAGGACAAGAAUUCAGGAGACCCUGCAGUUUAAAUUCUGAUGAGUGAUUGCUUCUAAAGGAAAGACAAGUUUACCGAAAUUAUUUUACAUAAGUUGUAUCAGAGUACUUAUCAUGUAAAUACUCAUAUUUUUAUAAAAUGUUUACUGUGUACUUAGUUCCUAAUGAUGAGGUUUAAUUUUCAAUGCCAACUUCGAGAAAAGUAGACAUUUAAGCAAUAUGUUUACAAACUUAUUAUUCAUACUGUCAGUUUUUAAAGAUGAAUAAUUUUUGUGAUAUUGUGCUUUUAAAACGUGAUUAUUUAAAUGUUAGACUUUUAUCAUUAAGGUAUUUCAUUUUCAGAAAACAAUAUAUUUCAAAUGCUUACUGAUAUUUCAUAAAUUAAAAGCUUUUAGCAUAAUGGUUUUAUUACAUAACAUCAUUCUUAGUUAUUUUCAUUUCAUCAAAAUAACAUACAGAAACUCUAAAAUUAUUAAAAAUUUAAUUAAUAUUAAUACUUACUAUGAAUAAUAAAGUAUUCAAAGAGUAAUUUUGAUUCCGGCUGUAAUUUAAAAAUAUAAAUGUGACCGUUUCAUUAAUAAAAAUUCAUUGAUUUUAUAAUUAGGAUUAAAAAAGCUUUUUGUGCAUUUUAAAAUCAAAAAUAAAUAAGUUUAUAUUGAAAAUUUUCAGUUAAAUAUCAUAAAUAUUUAACGCUUAACAUAGAUGAAUAGAAGAAAAUCGGAAAUCUACCAAAUUAAAAUCUGAGCAGCCUUUUAGGCUACUUAGAGUAAUAGCAGUGCCAUGUGCCUUUGGUAACUGUUCUUUAGUGGUAAUGCCAUGUGAUUCUGUUAAACUCUUCUUCAGUGGCUCUGUUGAUAACAUAACAUUUUUGUCACCAGAUAGAUAUUUUGCCAAGAGUUGCCAGAAUUUGGAACCUCUAUUAAAUUAACUCUGCACUGUUUUCAUAAAGCAAGAUUACAGUAAUCGAAGCUGAAUUCUUAUGCUGGAUAUUCUGUGUGUGAUUAGGAAAGUUUGUACAUCAGGAGAAUAUUAUUAGCCUGAAGGAUACAUGUGUGAGAAUAGCUGUCAGUUUUAAGGAAGGACAAAAGUGUGGCAUGUUUAAUUAGCAGGGAUUUUAAAGUUUUAUUACGACUAGAAUUAAAAUAUAAUACAUUUCAUUGUACUGAAACGGCAAGUUCUAACUAAAAGCAUGAUUUUCUUGUAAAUAAUAGUAAAAUGAAAUGGAUUAAAACAAUGGAUUAGAACAAUGGAAAUGGAUUAAAACAAUGGAAAUGGAUUAGGAUUUUAUAAUUUGAUAGGAGGGGAAAAAAAUUCGAACUAGAACUCUCCAAAAGUUUUUACUGUAAAACAGAAGUUUAAAAAAUUUUUUAAAUGUAAUGGCAAUAAUCUUUGUAUGAAGUCAUAACUCUCCAUGAAAAUAUCAAUAAAAAAUUUUUCAAUAACAUUUUUGUGUAAAUGUAAGAUUUUUCUUUUAUGGCAUAAUUGCAUUACUUCCAGUCCCUGCCGAUUUUUGAUUUUCUAUUGUAUUUGCACUAUAUUAAAUUUAAUGUAGAAAAUGAAUAACUAAUAUAUAUAAUUACAUAUGAAAUGUGUUUAGUGCUGGAAGUUGAAACUUAUAAAAUAAUCAAUUUUAAUCAAUGAAGCUGAUUUUAAAUUUAAUUUGUUUCUAGAAUACCCCCUUGCCCCAAAAAGAUUGUCAGUUAUAUUUAUUACAAUAGUGACCUUUAAGGUAAAUAAAAUGCAAUGAACUAUUUUUAAUACAAUUUCAGCUUUAAUUAGAUGUAUGAAAUUAUUUUUCUAGUCCAAUCACUUUUAGUAUUAUAUUUGAUGACUACCAUGAGUGCCAGAGACUGUUGUGCCAUAAAACAGUUUAUAUAAAAUCAACUUUCACAUGGGUUUUUAAAAAAUUUUGUUGAAUAAAUAUUUCUAUUUCAUUUUGUGUAUUGUAAUGUUAUUUUUCAUAAAGCCAUGUGUGGUUUUUUGCAAAUGAACUAAUAAAGUUAUCAAGUGAAUCUAAAUAUUCUUUAAAAUUUCUAAUUGUGCCUUAGAUUUUUAAGCUUAUAAUGAUUUGUAUUUUAAAGAAUUUUUGACUCAAUAAACAGGAGCAUUUUAUUAAUGUAUGACUUUAAUUCAUUAUGAAGCAGAUAACAACAGUAAUUUUUCAACUCUUCAUAUACAAACAAUUCACAUAAGAUUACAAGCAAAGAAAUAAAACUUUUUAAAAUGAAACAUGCUACAACAAAAAAAAAAAAAAAAAAAAAAAAAAAAAAAAA
Molecule: messenger RNA, 3910 nt
Organism: Stegodyphus dumicola
Lineage: Eukaryota; Metazoa; Arthropoda; Arachnida; Araneae; Eresidae
Product: prolyl 4-hydroxylase subunit alpha-1-like
Biological process (GO): peptidyl-proline hydroxylation to 4-hydroxy-L-proline
Cellular component (GO): endoplasmic reticulum
Molecular function (GO): procollagen-proline 4-dioxygenase activity; protein binding; iron ion binding
Source: RefSeq, a predicted model, not a curated record